AUCGUACAUCUCUUUUCUCGACGGAGGGAGUACCACCGAUUUUUACCUCACCGCGGACCCGCCGCCCUCUCCGGGCCGCCUGCUACAGUGCUACGGCCUCUACCUCCACCGCCGCGGUGCUCUCCCGCGCCGACCCGCUCUCCCAGGACGAAAUCCCCAACCAAAUCCAGUCGUCGCAAUCGCCCGUGGCGGGGCGGAAUUCCUGUGUCUCCGUCCGGCGUCCCGUCCCCAACUCGGAAUGACUCGUUGCGGUUGCGGUUCCUCCUCUUCUUCCCGAUUCCCGCAAUCCAACCUGCCACCUGUUUGGACUCUGGUCUGGACUCGCUACCGCUACGUUCUAGCUUCCGCCGUCGGCCGUGAAUGCAGAGGAGGAGGAUCUCGGCCUCUCUGUUGCUGGCUACAAAUUUUCGGUCUUUGUUCUCCUCGCCUCUCUGUUGCUGGCUUUUCUCGCCGUGCUCCGGCCGCUCUGCUCCUCCUGGAUGGCUGGAUACUUGCGGCGGCGGCGGAGACUUUGGCAUAAAAUGGUUUCCUUGAUCUGCGUCUGCCUCCUCCAGCUGCUUCUGCUGGAUUGUUAAAUUGCAUGUAUUUAGAAUUAACGCAUUGGCGCAAAUUGCGUUCCUUGAAUCUAAAAUAAUAAUUUAGAUUCAUUUCCUCGCUUGUAUUUAAAAUUGUUAAUUGUUACAGUAAAGACAUAAUAAUAAUCUCACCCUGUUGUCAUCUCAUGCUUGCAGGCGGUUCUGAGCUUUAUCUAUUUGGGUAUCGGAACAGCAGUAGCCUCAUUUCUUCAGGUGUCAUGCUGGACAAUUACUGGUGAAAGACAGGCAACACGGAUUCGAUCUCUUUACCUCAAAUCUGUCCUGAGACAGGAUAUAUCAUUCUUUGACGUAGAAAUGACAACUGGAAAGAUUAUAUCAAGAAUGUCAGAGGACACUGUGAUACUUCAGGAUGCUAUUGGUCGGUAAAUGUGUACAACUUGUGGCUACCUUCGUCGGUGGUUUCAUUGUAGCUUUUUACAAAGGAUGGUUUCUAUCUGUAGUCAUGUUGGGAUGCAUACCUGUAGUUGUACUUGCUGUAGGAGCAAUGUCAAAAGUGUUAUCCAAAAUCUCUAACAAAGGUCAAACAUCAUACAGUGAUGCAGGGAACGUUGUCGAACAGACAGUUGGAGCUAUAAAAACAGUUGUUUCUUUCAACGGGGAGAAGAAGGCUAUUGCAGCUUACACGAAACUCAUACACAGAGCAUACAAGACAUCUGUUCAGGAAGGACUUGCCAUCGGCUUUGGCAUGGGUUCGGUUUUCUUCAUGGUUUUCUCAACUUAUGGUUUAGCCAUAUGGUACGGUGGAAAGUUGAUACUUACCAAAGGAUACACAGGAGGAAAGGUCCUCAGUAUCUUAUUUGCUAUGAUGACUGGGGCAAAGUCUUUAGGUAAUGCAAUCCCAUGUAUGACAUCCUUCAUAGAAGGAAAAUCUGCAGCUCAAAGAUUGUUCGCAACAAUUAAGAGGAAGCCAGAGAUUGAUCCUGAUGACAAGACUGGUAAACAGUUAGAACACAUCAGCGGUGAUGUUGAGCUGAAGGAUGUGUAUUUCAGCUACCCAGCCAGGCCUCAGCAACUGAUAUUUCAUAGAUUCUCAUUGCAUGUUUGUAGUGGAACUACAAUGGCUAUAGUUGGGGAAAGUGGAAGUGGUAAGUCAACCGUGAUUAGUCUUGUAGAGAGAUUCUAUGACCCACAGGCUGGUGAGAUUUUGAUUGAUGGGAUCAAUAUCAAGAGUUUACGGCUUGAUUCAAUAAGAGGGAAAAUUGGUCUUGUUAGCCAAGAGCCCUUGCUCUUUAUGACCUCAAUUAGAGAUAAUAUAACAUAUGGCAAAGAAGAUGCAACAAGUGAAGAGAUCAAGAGAGCCGCGGAGCUUGCCAACGCAGGGGAUUUCAUUGAUAAGUUGCCCAAUGGUUAUGACACAAUGGUUGGCCAACGCGGUGCUCAGCUUUCAGGGGGACAAAAGCAAAGGAUUGCAAUUGCACGCGCUAUCAUUAAGAACCCCAAAAUAUUUUUGUUAGAUGAGGCUACUAGCGCAUUGGAUGUGGAGUCAGAGAGGAUAGUUCAAGAGGGACUGAAUAGGAUUAUGGUUGACAGAACUAUGAUUGUGGUUGCACAUCGUCUAACUACUGUGAGAAAUGCCCAUUGCAUAUCAGUUGUUCAACAAGGAAAGAUAGUUGAGCAAGGUCACCAUGAUGAAUUAGUACUAAACCCAAAUGGGGCUUACUUUCAACUUAUUCAGCUUCAAGGAAUCUCAGAAGAAGAAGAGCAGAAAGUAGAUCGUCGAAUGCCUGAUACAAGGUCUAAUAAUACACACCUGUCAUUUAGGCUGUCUAUUAGUAGAGAUUCUGCAGGGAAUAGUAGUCAGGAUUCCUUAACCCUCCCACUCGGGCAGCCUGGCACAGUUGAGUUUUCCGAAGACAAUGAUACAUGCGGGGAGAAUCAGAAAGAGCAUGAUGAUGAUUGUGAAGUCCCAAAGAAAGGUCCUAUGGGAAGGCUAGCGCUUCUUAACAAACCAGAGGUACCUAUGAUUCUGCUAGGAUCCAUUGCUGCAGGAGUUCAUGGAGUGCUUUUCCCAAUGUUUAGUGUAAUGCUUUCCAGUGCGGUUAAAACUUUCUACGAGCCACCAGAUAAACUCAAAAAGGAUUCUAGCUUUUUGGGUCUGAUGUGUGUUGUGCUGGGUAUCAUUUCGAUAAUCUUGAUACCAGCAGAGUUCUUCUUGUUUGGAAUUGCCGGAGGGAAGCUUAUAGAGCGCAUCCGUGGUUUGUCAUUUCAAAGCAUUGUGCACCAAGAAAUGGCAUGGUUUGAUGAUCCUAAAAAUUCCAGGUUACUUACGAUUUUUUUCUCUUGGUUUCUACAUUCUCUAGAUUCCAUGGCUUUACUUUCAUGUACUAAUUGCCAAAUUAUGUAUUACAGUGGAGCACUUGGUGCAAGACUGUCAGUUGAUGCAUUGAAUGUCCGUCGUUUAGUGGGAGAUAACUUGGGCUUGACUAUUCAGGUUAUAUCAACACUUCUAGCAGGAUUUAUCAUUGCUAUUAUAGCUGACUGGCAGCUCUCUUUGAUCAUCAUGUGUGUGAUUCCACUAGUGGGUCUCCAGAGUUAUGCCCAAGUGAAGUUCUUGAAGGGUUUCAGCCAAGAUGCUAAGAUGAUGUAUGACGAUGCAAGUCAACUGGCCAUAGAUGCAAUUAGUAGUAUUAGGACUAUAGCUUCUUUCUGUUGUGAGAAAAGAAUUACAAGAAUAUAUGAUCUCAAAUGCGAAGCCUCAAUGAAUCAAGGAGUCAGAACUGGAAUAGUUGGAGGAAUUGGAUAUGGUUUCUCAUUCAUGAUGCUGUACCUUGCAUACAGUCUUUGUUCCUAUGUUGGAGCACAAUUUGUGCGCCAUGGAAAAUCAAGUUUUGACGACGUUUUCCGGGUUUUCUUUGCACUGGUUAUGGCAACUAUUGGAGUAUCUCAAUCUAGCGCAAGGGCCACCGAUUCAUCAAAAGCAAAGGAUUCAGCUAUAUCCGUUUUUGCUUUGCUUGACAGAAAGUCCGAAAUCGACUCAAGCAGCAAGGAGGGUAUUACAUUGGAUGUGGUCAAGGGCGACAUUGAUUUCCUACAUGUCAGUUUCAAGUACCCAACUCGUCCAGAUAUUCAAAUCUUCACUGACUUUACCAUGCACAUACCCUCUGGCAAGACUGUUGCACUUGUUGGAGGGAGUGGUAGUGGCAAGUCAACAAUAAUCGCACUGCUGGAGCGAUUCUACGAUCCUAAUUCAGGUACCAUCUCACUGGAUGGUGUGGAAAUAAAGAGCUUAAACAUUACUUGGUUGAGAGACCAGAUGGGACUGGUGAGCCAAGAGCCUGUACUCUUCAAUGACACAAUCCAUGCGAAUAUAUGCUAUGGUAAGAAUAUGGAAGUCACCGAGGAGGAGCUUAUUGCGGCCUCAAGGGCAUCGAAUGCACAUGAGUUCAUAUCGAGCCUUCCACAAGGAUAUGCUACCUCUGUUGGGGAGAGGGGGAUACAGCUAUCUGGUGGCCAGAAGCAGCGGGUGGCAAUUGCAAGGGCUAUACUCAAAGAUCCUAAGAUGCUACUACUUGAUGAGGCGACUAGUGCCUUGGACGUUGAGUCGGAACGCAUUGUUCAAGAUGCCUUAGAUCAUGUGAUGGUUGGCAGGACCACGGUUGUUGUGGCGCACCGCCUCUCGACAAUCAAAGCUGCUGACAUGAUUGUUGUUCUCAAGGAUGGUGCAGUAGUGGAGAAAGGAAGACAUGAGGCGCUGAUGAACAUCCAAGGUGGAGUGUAUGCUUCACUAGUAGAACAUCACUUAGUGUGAUGUGAUCAUUUGUUGUUGUAGUUGUAGAACUGUAAUCUUUCGAUCAUAAUGAACGGCUUUGUGCUUCUGCUUUUCGAUUUUGAAUUUCCCAAAUUUAUGUGUAAAUGGGUGUAGCUUUUCUACCGUGCCUAAUAGGCUAAUACAUAUAUAAUAUAAAUAUUUAAGCUAGAAGCUGCAAUAGAAA
Messenger RNA from Brachypodium distachyon (stiff brome), 4528 nucleotides. Its product is annotated as ABC transporter B family member 4. Lineage: Eukaryota; Viridiplantae; Streptophyta; Magnoliopsida; Poales; Poaceae. Gene Ontology annotation, molecular function: ABC-type transporter activity; ATP hydrolysis activity; ATP binding. The transcript is spliced from 10 exons. The record is from RefSeq and is a predicted model, not a curated record. Bases 946 to 4344 code for a protein of 1132 amino acids. Gene Ontology annotation, cellular component: membrane. Gene Ontology annotation, biological process: transmembrane transport.